Diospyros lotus (date-plum) is the source of this 1056-nucleotide messenger RNA. RefSeq names its product U1 small nuclear ribonucleoprotein A. The record is from RefSeq and is a predicted model, not a curated record. Lineage: Eukaryota; Viridiplantae; Streptophyta; Magnoliopsida; Ericales; Ebenaceae. Gene Ontology annotation, biological process: mRNA splicing, via spliceosome. Gene Ontology annotation, molecular function: U1 snRNA binding. Gene Ontology annotation, cellular component: U1 snRNP. The coding region runs from base 100 to 834 and encodes 244 amino acids. The transcript has 5 exons.
UUCCCCAAGACGGAAAGGGGGGGCUCGUCCGUUUGGCCACUUAGGCUCAACUUCUGGGAACAUCUGCUUCGUCGGACUAUUAGCUUUUUCAGUAGAGCCAUGGCGGAGAUGACGACCGGCGGCGAUAUUCCUCCGAACAUGACUAUAUACAUCAACAACAUCAAUGAGAAGAUCAAGCUCGACGAGUUGAAGAAAUCGCUGCACGCUGUGUUUUCGCAAUUCGGGAAGAUACUGGAGGUUUUAGCAUUCAAGACGCUGAAACACAAAGGUCAGGCUUGGGUUGUGUUCGAGGACGCUUCUUCCGCCAGCAGUGCUCUUCGCCAGAUGCAAGGCUUCCCCUUCUAUGACAAGCCCAUGCGGAUACAAUAUGCAAAGACAAAAUCAGACAUAAUAGCAAAGGCUGAUGGAACUUUUGUUCCAAGAGAAAGAAAGAAGAGGCAUGAGGACAAAGGGAGGAGGCGGAAGGAGCAACAUGAUGCUAGUCAAGCUGGAAUGGGUGUGAAUCCUGCUUAUACUGGUGCCUAUGGUGCCGCUCCUCCUUUAUCACAAAUACCAUAUGCGGGCGGUGCAAAAGCUGCAGUUCCUGAAGCUCCUGCUCCACCAAACAACAUAUUGUUUGUUCAGAAUCUUCCUCAUCAAACCACUCAAAUGAUGCUGCAAAUGCUCUUUUGCCAGUACCAGGGCUUCAAGGAAGUUAGGAUGGUGGAAGCAAAGCCUGGUAUUGCUUUCGUAGAAUAUGACAACGAGAUGCAAUCCACCAUGGCAAUGCAGGGACUCCAAGGUUUCAAGAUAUCUCCAGAGAACCCGAUGCUGAUUACCUACGCAAAGAAAUAGAUAGGCCAUCUUUCACUUAAGCCUUUCGUUUUUCUCGGUGAAGGAUGCAGUUAAUGGCAAAUAGCAACUACUGAUAUUACAAGUCCCCAGCGACCUUUUCUUUCUUUCUUUCUUUCUUUAUUCCCAUAUUUUCUUGGACCUUAGUAUGUGUAUCAUUUGUAGCGCGAUUGGCUUGUAUACUUUUUUUGAAGUUGAGCUUCUGUUAAACACACAUAUUUGUUA